GGGAAGUACAUGAGCCGGGUCGCGGCCUCCGAUCCGCCGAACCACCUGUGUCGUGUGUCAUCGUUGCCUUUUCUCUUUCCUCUUUCGUCACAUGCAGAGUAUCCUAAUUUGAAUAUCCAAUCUCAAAGUUGCUCAGUCUUUCAAAAUGUUUUGGGCUGUGGUUGUAGGGAUAUCAUGCAUCAAACUACUACUUAUCCCAGCAUACCGGUCAACUGACUUUGAAGUUCACCGGAACUGGUUGGCAAUCACACACAGUCUUCCAAUAGACGAAUGGUAUUUUGAAGAAACGUCAGAAUGGACAUUAGACUAUCCUCCGUUAUUCGCUUGGUUUGAAUGGUUAUUGGCGAAGGUGGCACAGUUCUUUGACCAAGAAAUGCUGAAAGUGCAGAACCUGAGCUAUGCCUCACCAAUGACAGUGCUAUUCCAGCGGCUGUCAGUGAUCGUAACUGACCUUGUGUAUGCUUAUGGCUGUAAACUUUGCAGUGACGAAGCUGGAAGAUUCUCUGGCCGCAGGGACGUGAUUGUCCCUCUCUUCAUUAUUCUGUUUAGCAAUGCUGGGCUCUUGAUUGUGGACCAUAUUCACUUUCAGUACAAUGGCUUUCUCUACGGCAUCAUGUUCUUGUCCAUUGCAAGAGUCCUGCAGAGGCGUGAAAUGGAAGCUGCCUUUUGGUUUUCCAUUCUGCUCAACCUGAAGCACAUCUACCUGUAUGUUGCCCCGGCCUACUUCAUUUACCUACUCCGUUCCUACUGCCUCUCAUCCACUUCAGAUGGGCGGAUCAAGUUGAAAUUGUCCUCUCUGCUUCGCCUGCUUCAAUUAGGUGUGACAGUCCUGGCUGUCUUUGGGCUGUCGUUUGGGCCCUUUUACCUGAAGGGGCAACUUGGCCAGGUACUUUCAAGGCUCUUCCCCUUUAAGAGAGGUCUGAGUCAUGCUUAUUGGGCACCUAACUUCUGGGCACUUUACAACUUUGCUGACAAGGUCCUGGAAGUAGCAGGUAACAAACUUGGCUAUGUAUCAACUGCGGGGAAAGCCAGUAUGACAGGAGGCCUUGUGCAAGAGUUCGAACAUGCUGUCCUGCCUUCCAUCACUCCUCCAAUCACUUUCAUUGCAACUCUACUGUCAAUAAUCCCAUGCCUUGUGAACCUGUGGAAGACCCCGCACAACCCUUGGCAAUUCAUCCGAUCUCUUGUUCUGUGUGGGUUCGGCUCCUACAUGUUUGGUUGGCAUGUGCACGAGAAAGCCAUCCUCUUGAUAAUUCUUCCUCUUGGAUUGUUGUGUCUGCAGAAAAAAAUUGAGGCUCAGCUGUUCAUCAUAAUGUCAGUGGUGGGCCAUUUCUCCCUGUUCCCGUUGUUGUUCACACAUCAUGAAACGCCCAUAAAAGUCACGGCCCUUCUGCUUCAUGCUGUAUUCACAAGCUACACCCUGCUGAAUUAUUGGUUGCCCAGCAAGAACUCAGGACUUGUUCCAAGAAUUCCCUUGUGCAACAUUGCCGAAACAAUUUAUUUAUUAGGUUUGGUUAAUAUUUUCCUCUAUCAACAAAUAGGCCACCAACUAUUAGGCUUGGAGGAAAAAAUGCCAUUUUUGCCACUGAUGUUGGUAUCAGUUUACUGUGGUAUGGGUGUAACAUAUUGCUGGCUGAAGUACUAUCGUUCCAUCUUGUCUAGUGUAAAAAAGGGAAAAAAGAAGGCCCACUAGUUAUAUAUAAAACAGAGGAAAAUCACUCUAAAGCAUAUCUUUUCAGUUUCUGUUUAGGUCAGUAAAUA
Molecule: messenger RNA, 1761 nt
Organism: Penaeus vannamei (Pacific white shrimp)
Lineage: Eukaryota; Metazoa; Arthropoda; Malacostraca; Decapoda; Penaeidae
Gene: xit
Product: ALG6/ALG8 family glucosyltransferase xit
Biological process (GO): protein N-linked glycosylation
Cellular component (GO): endoplasmic reticulum membrane
Molecular function (GO): dolichyl pyrophosphate Glc1Man9GlcNAc2 alpha-1,3-glucosyltransferase activity
Source: RefSeq, a predicted model, not a curated record